UUGCCGCUCGGCCCGUGCACUGAAAUCCGAGGCCACGCCCGCUUGAGCUGCUGUACCGCUCUUGUUUUCAGCAGCGACCUGCCCACAACAACAACAAGAAUUGGUCUGAUGGAGCAAAGGCACUCGGCGCAGCUCGGUGCGACAAGGCAACAAUGCGACCGGUGUUCAUACAGCACGAAUUGUCCUGAACAUUUGACACGGCACCAGAGAACACACACGGGAGAGAAACCCUUCAAGUGCAGUGUGUGUGGGAGGGCGUUUGCACGGUCAUCUACUCUUGUAACACACCAGAGAACACACACGGGAGAGAAACCCUGCAAGUGCAGUGUGUGUGGGAAGGCGUUUUCAGAUUCAUCUACUCUUGUAACACACCAGAGAACACACACGGGAGAGAAACCCUUCAAGUGCAGUGUAUGUGGGAAGGCGUUUGCAAAGUCAUCUGCUCUUGUAGUACACCAGAGAACACACACGGGAGAGAAACCCUUCAAGUGCAGUGUGUGUGGGAAGGCGUUUGCAAAGUCAUCUACUCUUGUAGAACACCAGAGAACACACACGGGAGAGAAACCCUGCAAGUGCAGUGUGUGUGGGAAGGCGUUUUCAGAUUCAGCUCAUCUUGUAAAACACCAGAGAACACACACGGGAGAGAAACCCUUCAAGUGCAGUGUAUGUCGGAAGGCGUUUGCACUUUCAUCUACUCUUGCAACACACCAGAGAACACACACGGGAGAAAAACCCUUCAAGUGCAGUGUGUGUGGGAAGGCGUUUGCACAGUCAUAUGUUCUUGUAGAACACCAGAGAACACACACGGGAGAGAAACCAUUCAAGUGCAGUGUGUGUGGGAAGGCGUUUACAAAGUCAUCUACUCUUGUAACACACCAGAGAACACACACGGGAGAGAAACCCUUCAAGUGCAGUGUGUGUGGGAAGGCGUUUGCACUUUCAUCUACUCUUGUAAAACACCAGAGAACACACACGGGAGAAAAACCCUUCAAGUGCAGUGUGUGUGGGAAGGCAUUUUCACAUUCAUCUACUCUUGUAAAACACCAGAGAACACACACGGGAGAAAAACCCUUCAAGUGCAGUGUGUGUGGGAAGGCGUUUUUAGAUUCAUCUCAUCGUGCAAAACACCAGAGAACACACACGGGAGAGGAACCCUUCAAGUGCAGUGUGUGUGGGAAGGCGUUUGCACUUUCAUCUACUCUUGCAACACACAAGAGAACACACACGGGAGAAAAACCCUUCAAACGCAGUGUGUGUGUGAAGGCGUUUGCACAGUUAUCUGCUCUUGUAGCACACCAGAGAACACACUCUGGAGAGAAACCCUUCAAGUGCAGUGUGUGUGGGAAGGCGUUUGCAAUGUCAUCUGCUCUUGUAGCACACCAGAGAACACACACGGGAGAGAAACCCUGGAAGUGCAGUGUGUGUGGGAAGGCCACGAAUUGUCCUGAACAUUUGACACGGCACCAGAGAACACACACGGGAGAGAAACCCUUCAAGUGCAGUGUGUGUGGGAGGGCGUUUGCACGGUCAUCUACUCUUGUAACACACCAGAGAACACACACGGGAGAGAAACCCUGCAAGUGCAGUGUGUGUGGGAAGGCGUUUUCAGAUUCAUCUACUCUUGUAACACACCAGAGAACACACACGGGAGAGAAACCCUUCAAGUGCAGUGUAUGUGGGAAGGCGUUUGCAAAGUCAUCUGCUCUUGUAGUACACCAGAGAACACACACGGGAGAGAAACCCUUCAAGUGCAGUGUGUGUGGGAAGGCGUUUGCAAAGUCAUCUACUCUUGUAGAACACCAGAGAACACACACGGGAGAGAAACCCUGCAAGUGCAGUGUGUGUGGGAAGGCGUUUUCAGAUUCAGCUCAUCUUGUAAAACACCAGAGAACACACACGGGAGAGAAACCCUUCAAGUGCAGUGUAUGUCGGAAGGCGUUUGCACUUUCAUCUACUCUUGCAACACACCAGAGAACACACACGGGAGAAAAACCCUUCAAGUGCAGUGUGUGUGGGAAGGCGUUUGCACAGUCAUAUGUUCUUGUAGAACACCAGAGAACACACACGGGAGAGAAACCAUUCAAGUGCAGUGUGUGUGGGAAGGCGUUUACAAAGUCAUCUACUCUUGUAACACACCAGAGAACACACACGGGAGAGAAACCCUUCAAGUGCAGUGUGUGUGGGAAGGCGUUUGCACUUUCAUCUACUCUUGUAAAACACCAGAGAACACACACGGGAGAAAAACCCUUCAAGUGCAGUGUGUGUGGGAAGGCAUUUUCACAUUCAUCUACUCUUGUAAAACACCAGAGAACACACACGGGAGAAAAACCCUUCAAGUGCAGUGUGUGUGGGAAGGCGUUUUUAGAUUCAUCUCAUCGUGCAAAACACCAGAGAACACACACGGGAGAGGAACCCUUCAAGUGCAGUGUGUGUGGGAAGGCGUUUGCACUUUCAUCUACUCUUGCAACACACAAGAGAACACACACGGGAGAAAAACCCUUCAAACGCAGUGUGUGUGUGAAGGCGUUUGCACAGUUAUCUGCUCUUGUAGCACACCAGAGAACACACUCUGGAGAGAAACCCUUCAAGUGCAGUGUGUGUGGGAAGGCGUUUGCAAUGUCAUCUGCUCUUGUAGCACACCAGAGAACACACACGGGAGAGAAACCCUGGAAGUGCAGUGUGUGUGGGAAGGCGUUUGCAAGUUCAUCGACUCUUAAAAAACACCAGAGAACACACAAGCAUCAUAAUAUCCACAAGGAGCGGAGUCUGAUAUCAGCUUGUGAAAGUCAAAGUGCCUCAAUGAGCCCAUCUCUCAUGAAACAAGAACCGGAAGAAAAUCCCAGCUUGGAAACUUUUAAAGGUAUCGAGGUGAAAUUUGAAGAGGUGAAGGUGAAAUGUGAAGAAGUGAUGGUGAAGAGCGAAGAAGUGAAGGUAAAAUGUGAAGAUGAAGAUUCAAUUCCAAAAUCGGACUUUCACAUCGAUGGAGGCAACGUGAAGCAGGAGGAGAAUUCUGACUGUGAGGCAGAGCGAGGCAACUCCCAGCAGUUUGUGGAAGUGGAGGUGUGGGUGGACUUCCUCCGAGACAAUACAAAGUCAAAUGGAGACCCGGGAGAUGCGUAAGCCAUAGACCAGUGGUUCUUAACCUGGGUUCGAUCGAGCCCCAGGGGUUCGGUGAGUCAGUCUCAGGGGUUCGGCGGAGGUUAAGACACACACCUGACUCGUAUGAUUGUGCACCAGUAAAACAUGUACCUAUGUUUUGAAUUUGAAAAAAUAAUUUUAUUUUUCCAUUUAAGAAGGGUUCUGUGAAUGUGCAUAUGAAACUGGUGGGGUUCAGUAUCUCCAACAAGGUUAAGAACCACUGCCUUAGACGAUGCCGCUCCAAUAGAUGCACCUUUGUCACAGGCCUUUAAUGAAAAGAAUGUGAAGUUGAACACUCGGUUCCUAGGUUCAACCUGCAGGGUAAGAGCGGCCAGUCGUUGUGGACCUGUGUGUUGGGUAGAUCUCUAACCAGGAGCGAGAGCCAAUAAGCUCCCAAGCAUUCACUAUGUUAUCAUAAUUGCAUUUAUAUUGUGCUUGCUUAAUUGCCUCGGCAAUUAGUAGUUUUGUAUCGUUUCUCGUCUCAAACACUCGAAGAGCAUCCCCAAGUAGCAGCUGCCCCUGUGUGGCACAAGGUGGUGGCCCUGCACCGGCCUGCAUGUGAACAAGAGCCUGUCAGUAGGGGGCGAUGGUUGAUGUGGCAUCUUAGUUGUGGAGUUUGUAGGUAAUGUUUAGAAUUUGCUCAAUUUUGACCCAGACGACAGCAUCCAAUGGCCUACUCGUUUUGAAUGACACAAUAGUAUGUUGUACAUACACUAUUAAGCAGACAGUGUUUUUUGUUUAUCUUGUUAAUACGAUGUAACCUGAUGCAGCAUAUUUCAAUGCAGUAAUUUAACUUCGUAAAAAUUAUUGUCAAUAAUUUAGAAUGAAUACUUGUCCGAUUGUGUGCGUACAUGUAACAUUUUGUCUACAAGGGUCAAACAUUGAUUAAGUGAUGUUAGGACAAAGUGUGUGUUUUUGGAGUAACCUGUACAGAUCACUCAGGUGAGACUCAUUGUUCUUGUGAUACAGGUCAAAGAGUACUUUUGUGGUUUCAGGAAGCAUCUCCCUCUGGAGCAACUCAUUGUCUUUGAAAUAGGAGCACACUCGGAUCAUUCAUCAGUUACAAGGCAAACCACUUAAAAGUUACACAUAGAGGAGGUACAUUCUCUACAACACGAAUUAUAAUUUUGCAUUACGUGUUGACGUAGAUUUUGUCUAACUCGGACUAGAAAUGCUCCUUGCUGAUUAACGUCUGGAUGUCCGUAACUAUCGGUUGAAACAAGCCCGGCUGCUGUUGAGACGCUGUGCACCAAUAAGGGUCCACAGGUGGCUUGCACUGAAUAAUUGACGCACUCCCAGAAGUCCGUGCUAGUUAUAGUUUGUGUAAAACAUUCAUUUGUUUCGUGGAGAGAUUGAUAAAUGAAAGAUGUUGUGUCUGCUGAUCUGCUUCAUAGCAAGGAGGUAAUUCUAAGAGCCUAUUUGAAAUGCAUUUUUGGUAUAGAUUUGUAUUUGGUUACAAGGCAGAGCACAUCUAGUAGAUACAUUCUCCACAACAACACUCAUUAGAAUUUUGCAUGACGUCUUAUAUGUUGGCGAACUCGGACAAGAAAUGGUCCUUGCCGAUUAACGUCUGGAUGUUGACAACCAUGGGGUUGAAGCAAGCCUGAUUGCCUGCGGUGCCCCUCACAACCAUUCACGGCUUUCGGCCAGGAAAGUCACGAAGAAAAUUGCACAUGAACGACGCAUUCACGCCAACUCCCGAUGCUCCAUUUUGGAGUUUUAAAAUGAAACAACUUUGAAUUGUAUUAUGUUUUAAUUAGAUAAUUGUAUUAUAUCAUUUUACAUCUGGAAGACUUAAUUGAAAACAACAUUUCGCGUGAAUUAUUUUCGUCGUUAAGUAGAUGGCCUUACCGGGGUUCGGUUUGAUGCGGACUUUCUCCUGGUUGGGAUCGCGGGGUGGAGAUAAGGCGACAUAGAGCUGGCCGUGCCAGAAGACCGCCGUCUGCAGAUCGAUUCCAACGCGAUCGAACGUCUGUCCCUGCUCCUCCGUCGUUCAUGCAGGGGGCGCGUAGGUUUGCAGCGCCUCCUGCAUGAAAACUAAGUAAAGUGCA
Messenger RNA from Lethenteron reissneri (Far Eastern brook lamprey), 5189 nucleotides. RefSeq names its product zinc finger protein 91-like. Gene Ontology annotation, biological process: regulation of DNA-templated transcription. The record is from RefSeq and is a predicted model, not a curated record. Gene Ontology annotation, molecular function: RNA polymerase II cis-regulatory region sequence-specific DNA binding; DNA-binding transcription factor activity, RNA polymerase II-specific. Lineage: Eukaryota; Metazoa; Chordata; Hyperoartia; Petromyzontiformes; Petromyzontidae.